AUUUAAUGUCAUUUUUCUUUCUUUCCAGUUGGUUGGGGGUGAGUUUGACAUGGAACUAAAUUUUGUCAUUCAACAGCCGCAAAAUAUAGUUCAUAUGUUAGAUUUGUUGGAUCACUGCCCGUCCAAUUUGCAGGCUGAAGUGUGGAGUGUAUUUAUUGCAAUUUUAAGGAAGAGUCUUCGAAAUCUUCAAGCUUGUACAGAUGUUGGACUUAUCAAACAUGUUCUGUCUAGGUUACCACGUGUUGAAGAAGUUGUAGCAGAUCUCUUGAUUGAAAUUUUAGGAGUUUUAGCUAGUUAUAGUAUAACUGUUAGAGAGCUUAAGCUUUUAUCUGGUUGUAUGAAAGCAGAAAAUGGAAAGUGGCCAAGGCAUUCUGUUAAACUUUUAUCAGUAUUAAGACAGCUACCACAGAGGCAUGGCCCAGAUACAUUCUUCAGCUUUUCAGGCAAAAAGGGUGCUGCAAUUGCGUUAUCUCCAUUAGCAAGGUGGCCAUACCAGAAUGGUUGGACCUUUAGCACAUGGUUUAGGUUAGAUCCAAUAAAUAGUGUGAAUAUUGAAAGGGAGAAACCUUACCUCUUUUGUUUUCGCACAUCAAAAGGGGUUGGUUACUCUGCACAUUUUGUAGGUAAUUGUCUUGUAUUCACAUCCAUGAGAGUAAAAGGCAAAGGUUAUCAACACUGUGUAAAAUAUGAAUUUCAACCACGUAAGUGGUAUAUGAUUGCUAUUGUAUAUAUUUAUAACCGUUGGAGCAAAAGUGAGAUUAAAUGCUUUGUAAAUGGGCAGUUGGCAUCAACUACAGAGAUGAGCUGGCUAGUGAAUAAUAAUGAGCCUUUUGAUAAAUGUUACAUUGGUGCUGCUCCUGAACUGGAGGAAGAGCAUGUGUUCUGUGGUCAGAUGUCAGCUAUGUACUUAUUUAGUGAAGCCCUAACUACUCAUCAAAUCUGUGCCAUCCAUAGAUUAGGUCCAGGUUAUCAGAGUCAAUUUAGAUUUGAAGGUGAAGCCAGUUCAUCCUUACCUGAAAAUUUAAAAAGGGUAUUAUAUGAUGGUAAACUUUCAAGUGCCAUAGUUUUCAUGUAUAAUCCGGUAGCAACUGACAGUCAGUUAUGUUUGCAAGCUGCUCCUAAAGGAAACAUUUCCUAUUUUGUCCAUACACCUCAUGCUCUGAUGUUACAAGAUGUUAAAGCCAUUACCACUCAUUCCAUCCACAGUACUUUGAAUUCUAUCGGAGGCAUACAGGUAUUGUUUCCAUUGCUGGGACAACUAGACAUUCCAACAGGCAUUUCUUUGUCUAGAAACCAAGACAAGAAGCCAACAACAUGUGCUACAUUGAUUGGCUUUGUUUGUGAUUUGGUUGAGAAUUCUCCAACCGUCCAGCAACAUAUGAUCCAGAAUAAAGCUUUUCUGGUCAUCAGCUACUUGCUACAAAAGGCAUCUAGAGAUCACAUUACAGAAGAAGUGUUGUUAUCAUUUUUAAAUCUCACAAAGUAUUUGGUCACAGUAAACAACAGCAAUAGUGAAUUACUAUUGAAACAGUUACUUGACCAUAUCUUAUUCAAUCCGGCCCUGUGGAUUUACACCCCUACUACCGUUCAAACAAAAUUAUUUACUUACCUUGCGACUGACUUUUUGGCGGAUACACAAAUCUACAGCAAUGUACGUCGCAUAAGCACUGUCUUGCAGACAAUGCAUACAUUAAAAUAUUAUUAUUGGGUGGUGAAUCCAAGAAAUAAAAGUGGCAUAACUCCCAAAGGGAUAGAUGGCCCCCGUCCUAACCAGAAUGAUAUAAUGUCCAUUCGAGCAUACAUUUUGUUAUUUUUGAAACAACUGAUUUUAAAAGGAAAUGGUGUCAAAGAAGAUGAAUUACAAAGCAUUUUGAAUUAUUUGACUACCGUCCAUGAGGAUGAAAAUCUUCACGAUGUUCUUCAAAUGCUAAUGUCAUUGAUGUCAGAGCAUCCUGCCUCUAUGGUCCCAGCUUUUGAUAUUAAAAAUGGAAUUAGGACAGUUUUUAAACUUCUUGCAUCAACAAAUGAGGUCAUUCGGUUGCAAGCUCUAAAGCUUUUGGGUUAUUUCUUGAGUAGAAGUACACAUAAGCGAAAGCAUGAUGUGAUGGGUCCACAUAAUUUGUACAUGCUGCUCGCUGAAAGACUGCUUCUACAUUCGGAUCACAUUUCCUUAUCAACAUACAAUGUCUUAUAUGAGAUUCUGACAGAGCAUGUGUCGAGCCAAAUUCUGUAUCAAAAACAUCCUGAGCCAGAAUCUCAUUAUAGGCUGGAAAACCCAAUGAUAUUGAAAGUUAUUGCUACAUUAAUACGUCAGUCAAAACCUUGUGAAGAACUUAUGGAAACAAAAAAACUCUUCCUGUCCGAUAUGACUUUACUGUGCAAUAAUAACAAGGAAAACCGAAGGACAGUUCUUCAGAUGUCUGUGUGGCAAGAAUGGCUGAUAGCCAUGGCUUAUAUUCAUCCUCAAAAUGCUGAGGAACAAAAAUUAUCUGACAUGGUUUAUUCGUUAUUUCGUAUGCUGCUUCACCAUGCAAUAAAAUACGAAUAUGGAGGGUGGAGAGUAUGGGUAGACACUCUGGCCAUUGUACAUUCAAAAGUGUCUUUUGAAGAGUUUAAGUUGCAGUUUUCUCAGAUGUAUGAGCAAUAUGAACAGCGUCGUUCAGACCAUCUUACUGAUCCUGCUCUUCGCAAACAGAAACCUAUUAGCACAAUCUCUGGAUUGGACAACAACAACCACCGUGCCUUAAAUGUUGUAAAUCCACCCAGACCUGAUAUCGUCCAUAAAGAUUUGAAUGAAAAUGAAUCUAAAGUAGAGAGUUCUAAAUUGGUAAUUCAAGAUUCAUCAUCAUUUUCUGGACUUGAACAUAAAACUUCUGUUAUUGAAGAAGUAUCAGACAGUGCCAAGAGUUCUUUGCCAGGGCCAUUGUCAGUUCAUGGUGAAGAUGCCGUACAGCAGUCUACCGUUAUACAAACAUCACAAGUUUGUGAAGUGGUGAAGAAGCCCAAUUAUAACAGCAGUUUAUGUGAAGCUCUUCUGACAGCUGAUGAUCAUCGACCUAUACCUGUUACAUCCGAAGAUAAUACUCUGAUGGAGACAAUGGCUAUUACAUCUUGUGCAACUGAUGCUAUCACAAGUUCUGAACAAAAUCAGGUGCUAACUAUUGACGCAAAUGAAACAGAAGUCUUGAAUAAUGCCGAAGAAGUUGAAUCCAUUAAUGGUGCCAAAACUGAUGCUGAAAGUGCUCAAACAAAUUCUCCUAGUGACUCAGGGUUUGUUUCUCUAUCAAUAGGAGAUUCUGAUGAACAUAAAAUAAAAUCAACUGCAGAUGAUGAAGCCACAUGUGACAAUGAAUUGACUCUUGAUGAUGAAAGCAUUGCCACAGGAAAGUCUCCAGAUGAACUGCCUCAUGAAAUUUUAGAUGAUGGGGUGAAACCUUUUGAACUUGCUGAACAUAUAACUGAUAGUAUAACAAAUGUUGACAAUAUUCAGAGUGCAUUAAAAGAAAGCUCUUCUGAUGGUGAUUUUAUAGAAAAUACGGAAAAUAUUUGUGCUUUAAAAGCUGAUGAAAGGAACGCUGAACAAAAUAUUGAAAUUUCACAAAUAGAACAACAGUCGCCUAUUUCAGAGGAUAAUUCUUUGUUUGAUCCAUCACGUAGUGUUGAUGAGGCUGUAACUGAAAGUUUGAAUAAUAUUAUUAAUGCAAUAAAUCUGGAAGAAAACUAUGUUGAUGUUGAAAGCAAAGGUGUGCAAAGUCUGAUAAGUCAGGAAUGUGCACAAAAUAAUGAAAUUUCAGUGAUUAGAACUUGUUCCAAUGAGCAUCUUUCAGAAACAAAUCUUCCUUUAUCUCUAGAAUCAAAUGUUGUGAUGGAUAUGAAUACUGAAGCAGAAAAUAAUGUUGAUAAAAGUGAGAAUGAAAAUUCUGAGUUAUCUCAUUUUGAUCUUGAAAAUUGUGAAAAUCAGAGCUUAGGUAAUUCAGUUGAUGAUUCUGCUAUAAGUAGUAUUCAUUCUCCAUCACAUGUUAGUUUGCCUGAGGAAGAGACUGCUGAAUCACUACAUGUAGAUGAUAUUAGCAACAAUGUUUCAUUAAUAAACCAGGAAAAUAUAGAGGAAGAAGGACAUGAAUAUGGUUCUAUCCAUGAAGGUACUCCAGAAAAAAAUAUUCCAGCAUCUGAGCAUAACAUUACAUCAGUGUGUGGUACAGAAGAGUCGCAGGAGGACAAUUCUGUGCCAGAAUUUAUUCAAGAAGUGACAUCGGGUAAACAAGAUUUAAAUUCAUCUCUGCAAGCAACAGAACCUCAAAGCAAAUGUGAUAAUGAUAUUGUAGAUCAUAAUGACACAUUCACGUCUCCAAAUGUAAAUUCUGAAGGUAAAUCUACCACAUCAAGCUCUAUUCAGACAUCAGUUUGUGAGGUAUCUUCAGAGGCUUCUGAAAGUGUAGAGAAAAGCUCAACAAAUGAAGCAAAUAUUACUGAAUCUGUGCCGUUUAAAGAGCGUGAAGAAGAGGAAGAGGUAGUAAAACCUACUGGUAUUAGUACUAUUGAAGGUCAGUUAGAAAAGGAAAGGAGACUCAUGUCUGAACGCGUUGGUGAAACAGUUGAUCAAAAUUUAAAUGCAUCACAAAGUAUUCUAAAUAAAAAUAGUGCUGAAUCAUUAUCAUCUACUGAAUCAGUAAAUGAUAAUGUUGUAAGUAUUAGCAAUACAAAUGUGGAUGUGUCUACAUCUCAAAAUACUGUGAUCCCUUCUGAAACAGAUGUAGCUCCCACAAGAAGGCCACGAAGUGUGACUAUUCCCCGUAAACAAAUCAGCACUCAAGUUCAGAGACCAAAAUCUAUGUCUUUAAAUCAAAGGCCAACAAAUAAUAAUGGAAGGCAGAUGUUUAAUUCAGGACCUACAAGACCUCCAUUUCGUAUUCCUGAAUUUAGGUGGUCUCCUAUCCAUCAACGGCUUUUGUCCGAUUUAUUAUUUUCUUUGGAAACUGAUAUUCAAGUGUGGAGAAGCCACACAACUAAGACUGUGAUAGACUUUGUCAACAGUGGUGAAAAUGCUAUAUUUGUUAUUAAUACAGUUCAUUUGAUAUCUCAAGUUGCAGAUAAUAUAAUUAUUGCUUGUGGAGGACUUUUGCCAUUAUUAGCAUCUGCUACAUCACCAAAUCAUGAACUUGAUGUUAUUGAACCCACCCAAGGCAUGUCAAUUGAAGUUGCUGUAGCUUUUCUUCAGCGGCUUGUUAAUAUGACAGAUGUUCUAGUCUUUGCAUCAUCAUUAAGUUUCAGUGAAUUGGAAGCUGAAAAGAAUAUGUCCAGUGGAGGAAUACUGAGGCAGUGUCUUAGAUUAGUUUGUACUUCUGCCGUGCGGAAUUGUUUGGAAUGUAGAGAAAGAAGCCUACCUCAGACACCUGUAAUUCCUCACCCAAGUAACAACAUGUCAAGGGAUGUUCCUCGUCCAUCACCUAUUCAAGCUUUGAUUGGAGGGGUGCAGCCAUCUGCCAAGAAUAUUGUGGAGAACCUUGGGGGACAGAGCAGUCCUAUUCGUGAUCCUGAAAAACUCCUUCAAGAUAUGGAUGUUAAUCGUUUGAGAGCAGUUAUUUACAGAGAUGUGGAUGAAACUAAACAAGCUCAAUUUUUAGCAUUGGCUGUAGUUUACUUCAUAUCUGUGUUGAUGGUUUCUAAAUAUCGUGAUAUAUUAGAACCUCCACCUCCACCAGCAUCUUCAUAUUCUCGUCCUGCAGUAACUGCUGAAGCAACUCAUUGCACUUCUUCAGUACCUUCAGUGUCUUCAUCUACAUCUCAGACAGCCACUGAUUCAGAAUCCAGGAGUAAUGGGCGGCUGACUGAAUCUGGUAAUGUUUGUAAUGAGGAUGCAGAGGAUGAAGUUAUUAUUGUUGAAGAUACAGAUUCUAGUAUACUAGCUCAUCUACAUUCAUCUGGAGCUCCUGUGCCCACUGUAAUCAGGACACAGAAAACGAAAGGUGAUCAUAAUUUGAGAAAUGGAAGUGAAAUACUGACCAAUGGUGCUGGAGAUGGUAGUCCAAGAGUUAAUGGGGAAGUUACAGAUAAAAAUGUAGAAAGUGAUUCUACAAACCUGGCACCAGCAGGGAAAGACAAUUCUAUCUGUGUUUCUAAUUCAGAUCCAACAUUAAUGUCAACAUCACUUACUCAAAAUGGUUUUUCAAGGACUAUUGAAUCAGUUGAUGGCUGCCAGCAAUCUCGUCCUGAUGAUCUGCAUAUCACUACGUUGGGCAGUGCUGACGACUUUCAUAUUUUAAAUUCACCUCUUUCUAGAGAGGCAACACUCACACAGAAAUUAGAAUCUGCUCUUGGUAGUGUUUGCCCAUUACUACGGGAGAUCAUGUUAGAUUUUGCACCCUUUUUAUCCAGGACGUUAGUAGGAUCUCAUGGUCAAGAUCUACUUAUGGAAGGAAAAGGUCUUUGUACUUUUAAAAAUAGUACUUCAGUAGUAGAGCUUGUUAUGUUGUUAUGUUCUCAAGAAUGGCAGAAUUCACUUCAAAAGCAUGCAGGCCUAGCUUUUAUUGAAUUAAUUAAUGAAGGAAGACUUCUUUCUCAUGCUAUGAAAGACCAUAUUGUGCGAGUUGCUAAUGAAGCUGAAUUCAUUUUAAAUCGCAUGAGAGCAGAUGAUGUUUUGAAGCAUGCAGAUUUUGAGUCUCUUUGUGCCCAAACUGUGUUGGACCGUAAAGAAGAAGAGAAAAUGUGUGAUCACUUGAUAACAGCAGCUCGUCGUCGUGACAGUGUGACUGCCUGUAGAAAUAUAGAAAAAAUUUUGAACAUUCUCACAAAUAAACACGGUGCAUGGGGAAACAAAACAAAUGCUAUAAUAAGGGAAUAUCUGAAGUUAGAUUCAUGGGAAGAUGAUGCACGGAGAAGAAAACGUUUUGUUCAGAAUCCCUAUGGAUCUAGUCAUCCUGAAGCCACACUGAAAGCAGCAAUUGAGCAUGGGGCCCCUGAAGAUGCAAUUCUGCAGGCUCGAGAAGAAUUUCAUCAGCAUCUUGCUCUCACUCGCCGGCAACAGCAACAUCAUUUGCAAAGUAGUGACUUACUUGAUGAUAGUGAUUUAUGGGAUGAUAAAGAUCUUGAUGCUGAACUAGCUGGUCCUGUCAGCUUCAGUACCAAAUGCAGGCUAAUUGCCCCUGGUGUGGUAGUACCUGGAAUGUUAUCCAUCACCCAAGCUGAAAUGUUUUUUGAAGUGGAUGAAGAUGAUACCGAAUACAAAAAAAUGGAUCCUGAGGUGAACUUGAAUUCUAAAUAA
Messenger RNA from Stegodyphus dumicola, 7261 nucleotides. It is a transcript of the gene rg, whose product is annotated as A kinase anchor protein rugose. Gene Ontology annotation, biological process: intracellular protein localization. NCBI's taxonomy places the organism in Eukaryota, Metazoa, Arthropoda, Arachnida, Araneae, Eresidae. Gene Ontology annotation, cellular component: membrane; cytosol. The record is from RefSeq and is a predicted model, not a curated record. Gene Ontology annotation, molecular function: protein kinase binding.